CUCUACAUAUCCUCCUCCGACUUCCCUCCACUUCCAGUCCAGCUGGACUGGAUUCUCCAAGCCAAUUAAUAUUUAACUGUGGUUCACUGAAUCAAUUGCUUAAAUAAUAUCAAUCAGAUUCCAAAAUGAAACAAAAUGGAAAAGAGAAAGGCAAGAAGAAGAUUGUCUUCCGGUGUGAUAUUUGCCAUGAAGAUAUUCCUCGUGACGUUAAACAGAAGCACAUCCGCGCCCACUUUGCCAUAAACCGCCGUCCACGCAAGUGCAAAUUGUGUGAUAAAACUUUCGCAUGCCCAGUCACGUUGGAAAUUCAUUUGAGAAGUCACACGAAAGAAAUGUUGUACAGUUGCGACACUUGUGGAAAGGAGUUUGGUCAGAAAAGCAAUUGGAAGACGCAUCAAAAGAAGGUCCACCACGUCCCGGCUGAUAUGAUUCAGUGUGGAACCUGUUACACUAAAGUGAAGAAAUCCACCGGACUUGAACGCCACGCAAUUUUUUGCGGGAAGGAAUCAGACUACUAUUCGGUGAAGGAAGUUCUAAAUCCUGACAAAAAUCCGAACGCAAGGAAGAAAACUGACACGAUUUGGCGAUGUAAACUGUGUCCGGAUAAACCAAAGAGGAGAAAGGAGUACGUAGAGGAACACGUGAUUCGAAUCCAUCUUAAGGUGAAGCUGUACUCUUGCUACUUUUGCGGCACGAAAUUCGUUCAUCGAACAGAACUUCAAAUGCAUUUGAGGUUGCAUACGGGCGAAAAACCCUUCACGUGCAAAACCUGUGGGAAGGGAUUUACCCAGUCGACACAUUACCAAGCCCAUCUGGUGUCACAUUCUGAGGAGAGAUCUUUUAAGUGCGCCCUCUGCCCGAAAACUUGCAAGACGCUUUCUGCCCUGAAGAUCCACGCUGCUCUCCACACGCAGGAGAAGCAUUUCAAGUGUACCGUACAAGACUGCGGGAAAGGCUUCCACUGCUCCAGAUCGCUCGCCCAACACAUCGAUCGCGACCACUUGAAACGUUUCCCUUUCUCGUGUGAGGUGAAGGGAUGUCGAAAAGUUUGCUUGACUCGACAAGAAGUAAAAAUGCACCACAUUCACUCUCACACUGAUGAGAAACCCUUCCUGUGCACCCUCUGUAAUGUGGGUUAUAAAACGAAUGGAAAAUUGUUGGAACAUCGGAGGAAAAAUCAACGUCAUAAAAAACUGGAGGAAGCAAAUUCUACACUGUAGAUAUCCCGGGAACAGUGGAAUUUCCUGGUAACGAGUUUAGGUAUGUUCCUAUGCAUACCUGUUCACUUUCGUUUAUGUGACUGAUUAUGAUAGAGAAUGAAAAUGAAUUUCCUGUGAUUUGAUUGAAAAUGAGUGAAAGAUUCAGGAGCUUCAGAUGAGUCAAUGUGAAUGGAAGGAUUUCUCACUUAAUAUGUUGAGCACUCUUAUAAAUUAAAAAAAAA
Molecule: messenger RNA, 1441 nt
Organism: Folsomia candida
Lineage: Eukaryota; Metazoa; Arthropoda; Collembola; Entomobryomorpha; Isotomidae
Product: zinc finger protein 226
Exons: 4
Coding region: 126-1220 (364 amino acids)
Biological process (GO): regulation of transcription by RNA polymerase II
Cellular component (GO): nucleus
Molecular function (GO): RNA polymerase II transcription regulatory region sequence-specific DNA binding; DNA-binding transcription factor activity, RNA polymerase II-specific
Source: RefSeq, a predicted model, not a curated record